Messenger RNA from Oncorhynchus mykiss (rainbow trout), 3033 nucleotides. Lineage: Eukaryota; Metazoa; Chordata; Actinopteri; Salmoniformes; Salmonidae. The record is from RefSeq and is a predicted model, not a curated record.
GUCAUCUCUCGCCCUCCGUAUUUCUCAUGACGACAUAUCGUCUGUGAAGAGCAGAUUCUGGAAAGCCAAGAGAGAAAGAGGAUUUACUCUUUAUUUCUAAACAACACACGAAGUAUCUGUCAUUUGAGAUAAAAAAAUAAAAAAUGGAGCCGUCAGCCAGUCCAGCGAAGGAUAACCACAGGAUGAACAGCUACAAGAACAAAGCCCUGAAUGUGGAGGAGAUGAGACGCAGGAGAGAGGAGGAGGGUGUCCAGCUGAGGAAGCAGAAACGAGAACAACAGCUGUUCAAGAGGAGAAACGUUGACAUGUUGAACGAGGAGGGAGUCAUGUUUGAGAGUCCACUGGUCGACUCGUAUGUGGACUCCACAGCCACAGAGGAAGGUGUCCUAACUAGACGCCUGGUGGAAAUGCUCUUCUCAGAGGACCCAGAGCUCCAACUCACCACCACACAGACGUUCAGGAAACUACUGUCCAAAGAACCCAAUCCACCUAUUGACGAGGUCAUCAACACCCCAGGCAUUGUAGAGAGGUUUGUAGAGUUCCUCAAGAUGAGCGUCAACUGCACAUUACAGUUUGAGGCAGCCUGGGCCCUGACCAACAUAGCAUCAGGUACAUCCAUGCAGACUAACAUAGUAAUCGAGGCAGGAGCAGUCCCCAUCUUUAUAGAACUACUCAACUCGGACUUUGAAGAUGUUCAGGAACAGGCAGUGUGGGCGUUGGGUAACAUAGCAGGGGACAGUGCAGUGUGCAGAGACUAUGUACUCAACUGUAAUAUCCUGCCACCACUAUUAAUGCUUCUGACUAAAUCCACCAGACUGAGCAUGACCAGGAAUGCAGUGUGGGCUCUGUCUAACCUGUGCAGGGGGAAGAGCCCCCCACCUGUAUUUGAGAAGGUGUCCCCUUGUCUACAGGUCCUGUCUAGACUGUUGUUCAGCAGUGAUUCAGAUCUGUUAGCAGAUGCUUGCUGGGCUCUGUCUUACCUCUCUGACGGACCCAACGAGAAGAUCCAGGCUGUCAUCGACUCCGGCGUCUGCAGGCGCCUCGUAGAGCUGCUCAUGCACACGGACUACAAGGUGGCGUCUCCUGCUCUGAGAGCAGUGGGGAACAUCGUCACGGGAGACGACAUCCAGACCCAGGUGGUGUUGAACUGUUCAGCCCUGCCCUGUCUGCUCCACCUGCUGAGUAGUCCUAAAGAAUCCAUCCGGAAAGAAGCCUGCUGGACCGUCUCCAACAUCACCGCUGGCAACAGGGCUCAGAUACAGACGGUGAUCGACGCCAACAUCUUCCCUGUGCUGAUCGACAUCCUGCAGAAGGCAGAGUUCAGAACCAGGAAGGAAGCAGCCUGGGCCAUUACUAACGCCACCUCUGGAGGAACACCAGAACAGAUCAGGUACCUGGUGAACCUGGGCUGUAUCAAGCCUCUGUGUGACUUGUUGACCGUGAUGGACAGUAAGAUAGUCCAGGUGUCUCUGAACGGUCUGGAGAACAUUCUGCGACUGGGAGACCAAGAGGCCAAGCAGGAUGCAGGACCCAGUGGUACUGGCGUCAACCCCUACUGCUCUCUCAUAGAGGAGGCCUAUGGUCUGGAUAAAAUCGAGUUCCUUCAGAGCCAUGAGAACCAAGAGAUCUACCAGAAGGCCUUUGAUCUGAUAGAGCACUACUUUGGAGUGGAGGAGGAGGACCAGAACCUGGCUCCUCAGGUAGACCAGGUCAACCAGCAGUUCCUCUUCCCCCAGCAGGAAGCACCCAUGGAGGGCUUCCAGCUAUAAUGCCCUCCCUUCCCUUUGGUUCAUCCAAACAUCACUCAUUUACCCAUGGAUCCCAUUGGAAGGCUUUCGGUUGACUUCUUCCCCCAUAUCCCCUACCAAUGGAGGGUUUUGAGGUAAAUUAGGGUUCCUGUGUCCCUCCAACCACCACCUAUAUGCCCCAGCCCGUGGCUAGCUCUGCUACCCCAACCUCUACUGAUGCAGGGUCUCCGGUGCCCUAUCCUUUGUCCACUGUGACCUUCCAGGCUCAACUGUGGAAGAUAGAACGUUGUCCUCUGCCUCCUAUCCCAUGGAAGGCUUUAUCCAACCUAUAUUACCCAAUCCCCGUGAGCGUGUCUCUACCUACCCAAACAGAUCAGACACUUCUAACAGAACACCACGCCUCGGCUGAGGAGCCAAUCGGAGAGCUGAACUCGCACCACAUGACCUGAUGAUUUAAAACACAGCUCUUCCAGAUCGGUGAUCACACACCAGGGCAGGUUUGAAACGCGUAGAUACAUUGAGAAAUACCCCCAGUACUGUUGAUAGUCCUGAUUUUCUUCUGACAGUAGCAGUGGCUUGUUGUGGAUUUUACUGCUCCCCGUCAGCCCGUAGGGAUGACCUUUAGGAUGUGGGGGGGUCAAAUCUGACCUCGAGUGAUGAGUGUUAUUUCACUUAUUUAUCCUUUCCCCUCAUUUAGCUUUUGUCAGCCCUGUCCCCCCCCCCAGCCUGUUCUGAAGACUAGUGUCCCCAGACUGAAGACUUCCUUACCUACUGUUAGCAAUAGAACUCAGAGGCCAAACCCUCAUUCACAUUGGUUUCUGUCUAAUCAGACAUACAGGGUUCCACUAAAACAAUUCUGGGGAUUCUUAGUAAUUCUAGAAUUCUGGUUUGGAGUGUUGACCCAAGGUUCUCUCCUUCUAGAACUGACGGUCCUUUCUCUACUAUUUAAUUUCUUGCAACUUUUUUUUUUGUUUGCGACAGAUGAUUUCUUGGACCUGGGGAGGGAUGGCGAGGGUGGAGCAACAUGUUGGGGUCUAAAUCGUAAAAUCAGGAAAACUUCUGGGCGUCGAGUGGGAUGGGGAAGGGGAUUUAAGGUGAGGGGGGGGGGGGGGGUCCAUAUUGAAUCGUAUAACAGUUAAAAUACCUAGGUUGCUAGCUUGAUCUGAAGUUGAUAUAGCUAGAGAUAUAAUGUUCGUUGUGUGCUGUGUUCUUAAUAACGAUAGAUUUGAAUUAUGACGUGAUUCUAGCUAUUAAAACGGCAGACCGCUGGGGGGGCGAGGGGCUA